Molecule: messenger RNA, 3672 nt
Organism: Miscanthus lutarioriparius
Lineage: Eukaryota; Viridiplantae; Streptophyta; Magnoliopsida; Poales; Poaceae
Source: the annotation of a GenBank genome assembly
AUGGCCCUUGAGGCAAAACAGGCUGCUCUGUGUUUCAAGAAAGUUUUGAGGUUGUCCAUUAGAAAAAGCUAUACAUUUGUUUCCGAACACCCUAUCCUUUUCGGUUUGGGUGUCUUGCUCUAUCUAUUGUACAGAUCUUCACCAGGGCUCUUUGUGUUCCUGCUUUCUUCUUCGCCUGUAAUUAUAUGCACUGCUCUUCUUCUUGGAAUCCUACUGAGUUAUGGAGAAAUUAAUCUUCCUGAGGCUAGUGAAGAUCACAAGGGCACUCCAGAAGUUUCAACUUUCAAGGUUGGAAAUUCGUCCAGUGAUAUCCACUUUGAAGAAAAUCAGAGACCUUCAGUGCUUGAAUUUAGGGAGAAUGCAUCAAACUUCAAAGAGAGGGAAACUAAACAGACAGUUUCCUUCAGAGAGAGGGCUAGCGAGCAUGUUGAUCUUGAUGACGAUGUCCCUCUUCUGAAGAGAGCUGAUGAAGAAGAUGAGAGAGGUGAUCGGCAUAACAUACCUAGAACACCUACACCGUUUCCUUCUAUGGUCAAUCUUUGCCAAGAGUCUGGGAUCGUGGAGGACAUCACCUUCACCAAGAAAAGACAAUCGGAAGGUCCUUUUUUCAUUCAGGAUAUGGUUGACUGUCAGACUAGCCUAUUUGAUGAGGCCCGCCUGAGUGGUCUGAAUGACAAAGAUACACCCUUUGGUUUGUUUUCUUCUAGUGAGAAUGUUAAUAAGCAUGCUGAGAUGGAGGAAAAUCUAGUAUUUGCAGAUUCAGCAGCUAGUAAAGAGAGAGCUAUUUCUGAAGCGAAGCAAACUGAAGAGCUUGCUGGAACUAGCAAACAAGAUGCUUCUGUCCCUAUUCACCAAUGGGAAAAGAAUGGCGAGCUUAAUGUUGAUACUAGCAAUGUUGUUGAGGACAACUUGCUUGAUUCCUCUCUUGGCUCACCAUGGGCAAGAGUUAGCAGUCAGGAUGGUUCAUCUGGUUUCGACUCUGAUCAGGCUGAGAGUUCUUCUCCUGAUGCUUCCAUGACUGACAUUGCUCCAGUUCUUGAUGAGAUUGACCCACUUUUGGGUGCUGGUUCCAAUCGCCCCAAUCCUAUUCCUAAGGAUGAUUCAGACACAGAUUCUCAUGUCUCAGAGGAUCAUCAAAUUGACGAUGAUAGUAAUGAUGAGGGCGAUGACAUUGAUGCUAAAGAUAAUGUGGAGGGGAAGAAGAAAAAUGAUGGGAAGGAAGUUGCAUUUCUUUGGACAGCAGAUGAUGAAAAGAAUCUCAUGGAUCUUGGGUAUUCUGAGAUGGAAAGGAACCGCAGAUUGGAAAUUUUGAUGGCUAGACGAAGAUCCAGGAAGAACAUAAAGUUCGAAAUUGAUAACAACCUGACAGACGUUGAUAGUAAUGGUGCCGGUAGGAGUUUAGAUGAUUUGUCACGCUUCCGUGCACAUGUACCUCCUAUUGCAGUGCCAAGGAGGAACCCUUUUGACCUUCCGUAUGAUUCUGAAGAAGCAGCAAUUCCUGGCUCAGCUCCUUCAAUUCUGCAUGCACGGAAGAACCCAUUUGAUCUUCCCCUUGAACAGUUGAAUGACAGUGUUGUCGUCCCUGCCCCAGAUAGUUUAAACUCUGGAGAAUCUGUGAUGUCUCCUCGUCGUGACACGAUCUUCAGAAGGCAUGAAAGCUUUAACUUUGGAAGGAUGGAUGCGAUCCAGGAGAAGUGUUUUUCUAGACUCAAGCCAUAUUUUGUCCCUGAAACUGUGGAAUGGAAUGCAAGCAAUUUCCAAAGACAGUUCAGUGAUAAGAGUGAGUCUAAAAUGAGCUCUGUUACUGAAUCUGAUAUUGCUUCUUCAGUUGCUGAUCACGAGGAUCACAAGGACCAUGAUGAAAAGGACCUUGCAGAUGUUGGAAGUGAAUGCUCAGAUGGUAUCAACUCCAUAGAUGUUGAACUAGACAACAGCGACAUUGAUGACCGUGAGAUUUCUCUACAGCACUUUGUCUUUGAAAGAUCGCAAGAAAGGGAAGCACAUCUUGCUUCAACUAAAGGAAAAGGUCAUGAAGAAGAUUAUACGCCUAAGUCAGCUGGGAGUUCCACGACGCCAUUUCAUGCAGUUCCUGACCUGCUUAGCUGGGAAGAUGGAGAUGGUAGCAACAGCCUUGGUGCUAAACCUUCUUUUCAACUUAACACAGAAGUUAAAUGCUCAGAAUGGGUUUCAUCCUCCAGACCACCUGUGGAGGGUGAAUCUCAUUCUGGGGACCUUCCAGAGUACCUUGACACUGAAGUUGCAUCAAGCUCAAACACAGUUGUACUUGGUGCAAGCAAUGCAGCUGAGAAAGGUGGAAAUGUUGAUCUCAUGUCCUAUUCAAACAAUGAAACGCUAUUAGAUAACCUGAUUCAUGGGUCCAUGGAGCUGCCUUCUGAAUUUGUCACGGAAACAUUGCCGGUCAUAUCUCGGGACCUACACCCUAUCCCAGAGGAUAGAGUUGUUGAGAACUUCAACAUGCAAGAAAAGCAUGAAACAGCAAUUUUUACUGAUUCAACUGCUGCCUUGACUGGCCAUGUAAUCGAACAGCACUUUGAUGUUGGAUCUGAUGGAACUCUGAGCUCUGAAGUUGUUUCCUCGUAUCCUCAUGCUAAUGAUGCCAUCCAAUCUCCAUCAAGUGAACAUGAAGAAAUCUUGAAUCCCUUUGUUUUGAUGACUGCUGAACCUAAGAAGAUGGAUAUAAGUGACAUGUAUGGCGAAGCAACUGCAGGAUAUAUACUUGAUUCUGAUGACGAGGCUGAUAAAAUCUAUUCUGAGCCUAUGGAGGGCAGUGGAAUUGAUGAAAGUUUCCUGUUGGAAUUAGAUGCAGUGGGAGACUUUGGAGUUGAACUGAUGAGACUGGACCAGCAGGUGACAGAUCAGGCUUCCCAUGAUGAUAUCCCUACCAAUAGUGUUGCUGCAGAUUCUGUUAUUAGCCCUCAGACAUCUGACAACGUCUCCUUGACCAUGUCAGAAGUUGGUGCUGAAGACUCCAGGGAGCAGUCCUCAUUGGUUGAUGACCUAAAUGGCCCUGAAUUUGGCUGGUCAUUUGGAGCAUCUCAUGAUGACCCUGAGCAGACUGUCUACAAUCCUCGGAGACAGAUUCUCGAAGCAAGCCCCUUUGAAGCAAUGAACAUGGAGUUGAAGCCACCACACGAUGAGUCAGAAGUGCCUGCUGAUGAUACACCAUCACCAGCAACCUUAGCAGCUGGAUCAAGUGAGCCAGAGGUCACUAUAAAUGGGUUAGUGACAUCUACAACCGAUCCUGAGAUUACUGUUCUAGAUGCAAAGUCUCUGGAGGAUAUUGAGACUGCCUUUAAGCUAGUUAGUGAUGGUGUGGUUUCUGAGGCCACCAUGGAUACUGAAGCUUUGCAGAUCUCAGGUGCUGAUGCUGCAGAGCCCAAAGGGGCUGCUGGAGAGCUGCAUGUCAUUGAUGCAAAAUCUGUGGACAACAUGCAUGCUGCUUUCCAGAAGCACUUUGAUGCUAUUGUGAAUAGUUCCUUCGAAGAAAAUGAAGACAAGUAUGGGCAUGUAGAGACAGCAGAAUCCACGAAGCCUGAUGAACUUACUGAAGCAAUACAUAACGAAAGUCAGCACAACCUAGGAGAUGCUAGGGAGGCUUUACCAGUGGAGGGUACAAGCAAUAUGAGUACUAGUGAAGCAGAGUCACGAUGA